This is a messenger RNA of Peniophora sp. CBMAI 1063, 696 nucleotides long. The record is from the annotation of a GenBank genome assembly. NCBI's taxonomy places the organism in Eukaryota, Fungi, Basidiomycota, Agaricomycetes, Russulales, Peniophoraceae.
AUGACUUCCGUGCUCAAGAAUAUCUGGGUUGCUGCCGGAGACGGGGAUCUCGCUCGCGUCCAGCAUCUGGUAGAGGUUGAAGGGUUGUCUCCAAAUGCACCCGAUCCACAUACUUAUACGCCGAUGCAUGCAGCUGCGAGCUACGGACACCUGGACCUUCUCGAAUAUCUCGUCUCGCACGGGGGGAAUGUAAACGUGACCGACGAGGACGGCGAUACGCCGCUAUAUACAGUUGAGAAUGUCGAAACAGCGACCUGGCUUGUGCAGCAUGGAGCGACCGUCGAAAGACAAAACUCGGAGGGGAUCUCGCCAGCCGAACACCUCGACGAGGACUUUCCUGACGUCGCAUCCUAUCUUCGCUCCCUCUCUACCACUGCCACUACCAAUACUGUGAGCAAUGACGCCAUGGUACCCACGAUCCCCGUGGGACCGCAGCCGUCCCAGCACGCACAGGAAGCCGCAUCGGCUUUAUUGACCGAAAACUUGCUGGCGCGCGCGUCGGACAUCGUAGCUCGAGCAGAGGCGGAAGGACGCGAUCCUGAGGCAGAGCUACGAGAGGUCGUGGGAGAAGCAGUUAUUGCUGGGGUGCGGGCUGGUUAUGGGUUCGCGGAGGACGUGGGGGUGGGGCAGCAGACGCCAAACGGACACGACGCCAGGGCGACUCGUCAGGGUGACAGCAGCACCAAUCGCAGAUAA